AUGAACCACGCGGUAAAGUGCUUAGUUGAAAAAUCAAAAUGUGGAAAGGGGAAAAGGAAGAAGCUCAAAAAUACCUUAAGUGAUCGGGUUAGAGGUUUCGUGGAUGAAGAGCAUUCCCUGCACUACGACGUGGAUCUGUUCCACUACUUGAGUUGUCUGAGCGAGAGGAAAAGUAACGCACACAACUGGCAAGGGGAUCAAAGUGCACACGCCCUGAUAAACUUCAUCAUAGAGGAGCUCGUAAAGAAAAUUCAACAGAAAAGGGAAAGAAAAGACCCCACAGUGCAGACAAAUAAGCAGUGUAGCCACAAUUCUGACACAGCGAUAAAAGGGUACCAUGACGAAAAUGACAUUAACAUAAAGGAAAAAAUUUCAUUCGAACAGAUAAAAAAUUACGAUGAAACAAAUUUAAAGCACAUGUUCUUUAUAGAAAAUAUUAACAUAGACUACAACGGAAGGAAGGUGGAACUCUCCCCAUUUAAAAGUACCAUAAUUGGGGAGACUGCAGUGACGACGGCAAGUGGCAAAGUGAGCCUAAUUAAACACAAAAAAUCCAAGACCAAAAAGAAGCUAAAUCUGCUCAAGUAUGCUAAUCAUAGGAACACAUCUCCAUGCACACGGAUGCAGAAGUUGAAAGUAUGUGUAAACCGAAAAAUAGAUAAUUUGCUAAGUUCCCAGAUCUGCUUAAAUGAUCAUCAUUUUUCGCUUAACUCGGAGGGGAUCCAGUUUUUGUAUUUUCUGCUCCUGUGCGAUUGUUUACAUGACGGUUUGUACGAGAACGGGUCGCAGGAAGAACAGGGGGGAGGAGGAGAGGAGGAGAAGCAGCAGGAGGAGAAAGAGAAGAAGAAGAACUAUGACAAAUGCACCAGUAGGAACUACUCAGAGUGGGAAAAACAAGACGAUGCAGAGGGUGCAUUGGAGAGAUCAGAUGGGAACGACUCCCCCUGUGGAUACUUCAACAUGAAGAAAAUCAUGACAAAUAUGGAAGCCGAAAUGGUGAAAAUGGGACAGGAGCAAAAUAUUUUUUUAAGUCUUUGUGCCCCGGUAAUUCACUUAGACUUCAGCAAUGGUGUCAAUUUUGUGGAUUGCCUAAAGGAGGUACUAUAUGCGUCUCUACCAAAUGGGGCAACCACCUGUGAUAAUGACAGGGAGGUUAUGCCAAGUGAUAAGAGCAGUGGACUCCGCACCAGGGGGCGAAAGAAAGCACAGAAAGAGCGUGAUCGGGAGGACCCCUUGCUUCAUGAUCGGGAGGACCCCUUGCUCCAUGAUCGGGAGGACCCCUUGCUGCACGAACGGAAGGACCCCUUGCUGCACGAUCGGGAGGACCCCUUACUGCACAAUCGGGAGGACCCCUUACUGCACAAUCGAGAGGACCCCUUACUGCACAAUCGAGAGGACCCCUUGCUGCACGAUCUGAUGAAUGACCUGCUAAAAAUUUGCGCACAAAUCAAGCCGUUACUUUUCGACAUCGUGGAGGUUAACCAUAUUUGCAAGAAGGUGGAGUGGGUUAAGCUUCCCGGCGGGAAGGGCGGAGAGAAGGAUAGCGAAAGGGACGGCGAAGUGGACAGCGGGGACAUUGCAAAAAAACGAACCGCAAACGAAAGGCGCGAAAGGCACCUCCACCUACUGCUCUGCUUAGUGGGGAACGAGAUAAGCAUCUACGCCAUUCCGAAGAGCCAUUUACUCCUCAAGUUGUACGACUCGGCAAAAAAUGAACCCACCUCUGUAGAAUCAACAGAAUACAUAAAGCAAAAAAUUGCGGACACAAAAUUCGAAAAGGUUUUUUCAUACCAGGAUGAAGAAGCGCUCACCGAUUUUUCCUACUCCAUUUGUGUAAGUGACAAUCAGAGGUUCUUAAAAAUUGCCUUAACGUUUAAUAGCACCAGAAUAAAAGUGUUGAGUGUCUAUUUGAGGGAGAUAAGUAGAUAUGCGAAGAUCACCCGCUUUAUCGAAAGGGAGGAGACUACGAAUGCCUGCGUGCAUACGUGUGCGGAUUAUUUGCUUAGCCAUUUUAAGAACCCCCUGGGGGAUGGUACCCACUUGGAGAAAGGGACCAGCCAUAGGGGGGAAACAGCACCAGGAGAAGAAGUACCCUUAGCGCAAGAGGCGCUACACAUAAAAGAACUUCCUCAAUCAGGGAAAGAUACACAUUGCGUGGCUUUUCACGAAGAUAUCCUACACCUACAACAAGGCAUCAUAUCCGUGUGCUCAUUUUACCCGUGCCUGAAUUCCUACCUUCUCUGUGUUAGCUCCAAGGAAGGAGAAAUGAUAAUAAUAGACAUAAGGAGCAACAACGAGCUUUAUUUUUUCAAGCGGAAGACAGAGAGUGUGACUCACAUGAGGUGGUAUGAAAAUAGCUGCUUGUCUUUUGGACAAGAAAAAGGAUGCAUCAUUCAUCUGUUCGAGAAUAAAUAUUUUUUAAAUAUCGAUAAGGAUUGGACUAGCCAAGUAGAUAUCAUAUGCAUACAUAGCUCGCUCCUCAACGACAUGCAUCUGUUUCUGUUUGAUGAUGGGACUGUGCUUAGGGGUAAGUUGAAGGGGAACUUGUCAAAGGUUAAAAUUAGUGAAUUGUUUCUGUGGAAGACGCCAAAUUUUGAGUUAGAUCCCGAGGUGCUACUAAGCAUUAGCGCAGAGAAGGGAGACGAAACCGAUUCCGUGUCACGUAUACUGUUGUAUGAAUACCUGCAGGGGUUACAGAGCAUUUUUAGGAACGGGGUUAGGAUAGGGAAGUCCAAGGCCGUUGAGGCGAAUGCGCGCGAGAAGACGAUUGCACUGACGCCCAGGUGGUGA
Messenger RNA from Plasmodium cynomolgi strain B, 2790 nucleotides. RefSeq lists its product as hypothetical. Lineage: Eukaryota; Apicomplexa; Aconoidasida; Haemosporida; Plasmodiidae. Gene Ontology annotation, molecular function: protein binding. The record is from RefSeq and is a predicted model, not a curated record. The transcript has 2 exons. Bases 1 to 2790 code for a protein of 929 amino acids.